AUGGGUAACGCAUCCUCAUCUCAAUCCCAAUCAUCUCCCUCUGCCCCAGCUCCCUCUGCAACAUCUACAUCAACCGUUCCAUCAAACCAAGACAGCUCAUCCAAUGGACCGAUAAUCUCCCCUCAACCUAUAUCUAGAUCACGAGCCGGUGCAAGUACAACUCAAUCAAGUAGUACAGCCUUUCAUUCAGGUCUGACCCCACCAGUAUCACCUCCUUCACCUCCUCCACCAUCUACACCAGUCCUGUUACCCUACGCAGGACACUUAUCUCCUCAGAAUCCACAUUGCUUGUCUCAUCCACAGGCACACGACUACUCGAAAAGUACAGUGACGAGGUUGAUUUUAGAUGGGAAGCUCGCACCGUUUUAUAGAGGAUUGGAAGAUUUCGAAGAAGAUUGGUCAGAAAAUCAAAUAUUCAAGAAUUUGAAUGAGACUAGAGAAAAAGAUUAUGAAGAAGGUGUAGAAAAUAGUUUCACGAAGACUUUAAAAGAUGAGAGAGAUCCACCGAAUUCAUCGACGGUGGGAAGUGUAGCUAAGAAGAUUGGUGCAGGGUUGAAUAAGCAGAAAGCACAAAGAAAGGAAGAAGAAAAAGAGGAGAGAAUAAGGAGAGAGAAGAAAGCUUAUAGGUUCGCUGUGGAAUGUCCAAUUUGUUUCCUUAACUACCCACCGAAUAUCAAUACCUCUCGAUGCUGCCAACAACCAGUUUGUACGGAAUGUUUUGUCCAGAUCAAACGGUCCGAAGCUACCUUGACUCAUCUUGAGUCCGAUCCAGCAUGUUGUCCAUUCUGUAUGGAAACUGAUUUCGGAGUGAUCUACGAACGACCAUUAAGUCCUCUGGAUAGCUCUUCGAGCGUCGCUCUGGCUACUUCACCCGGAUCAGAAUUUGGUGGGGAUGCAUCGAGUUUCAGUCAGGCGUUGAGUUUAGGUAGUGAGGCAGAAUUGAAUGUUGGUCCAGGUAUGAAUCCAAAAAUGAAAGAAACGAUUAGAAGGAAGAGUGUCAGUUCGAAAGCUAAAGAGGUGGUCACUAUCGAUGAAAUUCGACCUGAUUGGGAGAACAAACUCAAUGCUGUCAAAGCUGCCGCUGCUAGAAAGGCUUCUAGGAGAAUUGUCAUGAGACAGGUUGGAGAUCGUCUGAUCCCCAUUGGGUUUACAUCGUCGCGAGCACCCGGUACAGCCGAUUUCAGCAUGUCGGUGGGUCAACAAUCCAGUGAGCCAGGAUCAAGAAGAUCAAGCAGGAGAUCGUCCAACAGGGAAAGAGAAUUGGAAGAACUAAUGAUCGAAGAAGCUAUGAGAUUAUCUUUGAUGGAUCAUGAAGACCAUCAACGUAAACUCGCCGACGAACGACGUAAAUCGUCCGUAUCUAGCGUAUCAUCACCUCUAAAUCCUGCCAACUCAUCUGCACCAAGUCCCGCACCAAUCAUCGUCACUUCCCAAGCUGGACCUGGACCUUCUACGUCUUCCAGAAGGGCUAGUAAUGCGGAUACCAGUACGAAGAGCAAAUUACUGUCAAAGAUCAAUCAUGUUAGGGCAAGAGCAAGUUCAAACGCAUCGAAUAAGAUUGGUGGAAGUGGUGAUUACAGAUCUGUUACUUUUGCUGGAUCAUCAAGUAAUACAAGUAACAACAAUUCACCUAAACCUUCUCCACCUACUUCUGCUACUCCCUCUCGAACGAAUACCAAUACCAAUACAUCUACUUCUAACCCUCCGCCAUUACCCACUACGACUACGGCACCAUUGGUAGUUCCUCAACCGACUAGUGCACAUACCAAACAUCCCAGUACUACGACUUCCGGUGGACUAAGUCCAACUUCACCUGCACCAGUUGCUGCAGGUCCAAUUACGACUUUAGCCAGUCCAGCAGCAGAACGAAAUAAUCACAGUCAUACCCACCAAGAAGCUGGAUUACCUAGAUUAAGUUUAGAUAUGCCUGCUCUUACUCCCGAUACCGCCCAGAAUGGGGUUGGAGGGAUAAAAGGUAAACAACCUGCUAGACCUACACAUUUGGAGAGAAUGGAUAGUGAAUUGAGUGAAGCGACGGUUGGACCAGGUAAUUAUGCUCAAUUGGAUAGUGACGAGGAGUAG
Messenger RNA from Kwoniella botswanensis, 2082 nucleotides. RefSeq lists its product as uncharacterized. The record is from RefSeq and is a predicted model, not a curated record. Gene Ontology annotation, cellular component: cytoplasm. Bases 1 to 2082 code for a protein of 693 amino acids. Lineage: Eukaryota; Fungi; Basidiomycota; Tremellomycetes; Tremellales; Cryptococcaceae. The transcript is spliced from 5 exons.